AAAAAAGUCAAUUGUCUACGCUAAACCCCCUCCAUCUGAAACGUUAAAAUUCGACAGAUGUUUGGAUGCCAUCUUCGCCACUCCCCAUUAUUGUUGAUUUUGUCCUAAUUGGGAAGAGAGGGGGAGAUCUCACCGCUUGCAGAAAGCUGACUCAGGUUUAUCUUAUCUCCACCCGUGGACGGCUUGUUCCAGUCCAGACCUUGCAAUUCGUCAUGGAUACAAUGCUUGACUCCGAACCCGAUGGAGAAUAUGAAUAUGAAUAUGGUACAGAGACCGAGACCUUUUAUCUCAACCUGGACCUGACCGCCCACCAUGGCCCUGUGCGCCCUCCACGCCGUCGCCCAAAGGAAACAGGGUCCCUGGAGGAUACACGGAACCCUGCAGACGACAUGAGCCAAGGCUUCCCAAGCGAAGCUUAUCCUCCGAUCGAGAGCGCCGAGACAGGCAGCCUCCCGAACGAACGAAUCCAAAUUCUCGACCUCCACACGAACAACCCGAUCAUUUCAUACUACAACCAAAUGUUCAGUUGCUCCUGGGCUGAUCAAAUUGGCACUGAACUAGUUUUCGUCAGUCCAGGCACAGAAACCGACCCGGACAACCACUUCCCUCAACCGCUACACCGUGGACCCUCCUACGAGCUUGUGGCCGCCAACAGCGUGAAGAUCCUCGGUCGGAAGGCACAGCUCGCUCCCAGUGCUGGGCCAGGACCUGCCCAAGGCUUUACCGAGGGACCCUCAAACACAGGACCUAGCGAUGAGCCCGCAGCUUCUCAGGGCGGUGAACCCCUCGGCGUACCCCGUCGUCCCGCAGCCCCAUCCCACCAGGCGCAGUUCCUCCACAGGUUGCAGCAGAUUAAGAAUGCCAAGGGAGAGGGCGAUACUGUUCGCACGGUCAUGAGCACACGUCGCCAUGUGAAUAUGACGGACAGGCAACAAGGCUGGGCCCGUACCGAGGCGCAGCUCGCCGAGAUCGAGCGACUGAACGAACGUGCUUCGAGAGGGGACUUGGAGGCUAAAGCGACUCUUGAGCUGCUGAUUCAAGAGCUCAACCCUGAUGAGGCAGAAUCUGAAUCUGACUCGGAGUUAACAUCUGACAGCGAUGAUCUUACUUCAUGAAUGUGCAGAUCAACAAUGUGCUGACAUCGGCACAGAAUUCGGGUCUAGGCCCUGUGUCUUUUGUGUGGAUCAUCGGAACCUGAACAAACAAGCCAUCGGGUGUCGGUAUCUUACUGGAUCUACGUUGUAGUCCAUACCCGACUUUGUGCUGUCACGUGAAAGUGCCGGGAGCCGGGAACCGAAGAGCAGCACCGACGAAGAUAUAUUGAUAUUCAUGCUGGAAGCAAAAAGGCUACUCUCGUAAUGGAAAAACAAAGCUGACUUUCUCUUUGUAUGAUAUCGAAGGAAUGGCAUCACAGCCCGGGACAAUCAUCCCGACAACGCGCAAUCACUGGAGAUGACAAGCCCCACCCAACUUGACCGAGUGAACAGCUCAUCGAUGGGGCCAUCUUAGCUACGCUAAAAUGAACCCAGUUUACUGCAUAGGUGAAUCUAGAGGGCAACGUCAUCCACAAACCCGAUGCAGGAAUGAAAAUCUUGUUCCACUUGAAAAUCACUGAUCACGCAAACCAUGAUACAAUCCAACAAAUAUGUACAACCCACAACCUACAAUAUAGAUUGCUCUCUGAACCAAUUGUAUCCUGCAUCUGGUGUUC
This is a messenger RNA of Penicillium samsonianum, 1711 nucleotides long. RefSeq names its product TFIIIC subunit 6 family protein. NCBI's taxonomy places the organism in Eukaryota, Fungi, Ascomycota, Eurotiomycetes, Eurotiales, Aspergillaceae. The record is from RefSeq and is a predicted model, not a curated record. Bases 66 to 1115 code for a protein of 349 amino acids. The transcript has 2 exons.